AUUCAGACAUCUUGUGAAAUCAACUGAAAGUAGCAAACAUGUUCUUCUUAAACCCUUCUAUUUCGAUAACUUGCUUUUGUACACUAAUCUCAAUUACAUCUGCUGCAGUGUCUCGUAUCAUCUACAAGGAUGUGGCGAUUCUCGGAGGUGGGGCAUCAGGUUCUCACGCUGCUGUAAGACUUCGGGAGGAUUUUAACAAGAGCAUUAUUAUUAUCGACAGGCAGGAAAAUCUGGUGUGUCUACUAAGAUCUUCCAUUUCUUUUUGUGUGUGGGGCUAACCAAUCUACAGGGCGGCCAUGUUGAAACCUACACAGACCCAGUUACCGGAAACCCAUAUGACUAUGGUGUCAACUCAUACACGGAAUACGGCAAAGCGAGGGAAUUCUUCGCUCGAUUCAACGUCUCUCUCGUUAAUCCUACAUCUCUAAAAUUAAAUACCUCAUAUAUCGACUUCACUUCUGGAAAGCUUCUGCCUGGAUAUCUAUCUCCAGUUUCCGCUGAUGUCACAGCGGCACUCAUACGAUAUCUCGAUGUGACUUCAAAAUAUGAAGAUAUGGUUAUCCCAUCCUACGAACGGUUUCCAGAAGACGUGCCUGAUGAGUUGCUCACGAGAUUCUCAGACAUUGUCAUCAAAUACAACCUUCAAGCUUGUCUUCCUCUGAUUUAUCAAAUCACCGGUUUCGGACUGGGUAAUAUGGCAGAUGAACUUUUCCUUUUCGUGAUGUCCGAGUUCAGUGCACCCAUGGCUCGUGUUGUUCUAGGCCAAAAGAAUAGUUGGGUACCAUCUACGCGUCGAAAUCAAGACCUCUACGACAACAUUGCGGAGUUUCUCGAUGGCGAUGUUCUCUACUCAACCACAGUCGUUAAAUCAACCAGAACUUCCAAAGGAGUAGAGCUUCUCGUGCGUAACACUGCUGGAGAAUCUCACAAAAUCAUCGCCAAAAGACUUCUCAUUUCAUUUGCACUCACCCCUGAAAAUACUGCGACUCUUUCCCUCUCGUCCGCUGAGAAGGAAAUAUUCUCAAAAUGGAAACUCUCCCACGGCUACUGCGGAAUCGUCACAUCUCCAGCCCUAUCUCCAAACAUCUCCCUCAUAAACCUUCCAGCUUCAGCUGCACCCCAAAACUAUCUCUCAUUUCCCUCUGCCCCCUUCGUAGUUCGCUAUCAAUAUCUCGGCGACACCAACUUCCGAAUCCUCAUCACCGGAACCGAGAAUUUCACACUUCCCCUCGCUAGAACCCUCGCCCAAGAAACUUUCCAGACCCUAAUUUCCGCGGGCAACAUUCCUCAGAUUGAGGGUGGAGAUUUGGACUUCGAAGCUUUCCAGGAACAUACUACCACAAAACAAUUCAUACCAAUAGAGGACGUGAAAAAUGGCUUUUACAGGAAGUUGUAUGCUUUGCAAGGGGAGAGGAGUACAUGGUAUACGGGACGUGCUUGGAGCGGUCAGUUUACUACUAUAUUGUGGGAGUUCAAUGAUAUAUGGUUGUUACCUAGAUUGCUAGAUAGUCUCUAGCAACUUGAGCUGUUUUGAUUUCGAUUUUUGCAGAUGAUCAUUGGGGGUGGAUCGUCUGAAAAGUCUUGGAUAAUUUGAGAAUAAAGUUCAUUUUGCUGAAUAGCUUUAUCUGGUAUUGUUCCUUGGGUAGUAGAUUCACAUUGACGAUGAAGUUUACUUGUCUUUCCCAGAUGUUUGUUUCUUUGACAAGAAUGAGCUGAACGAGCCUAAAGAGAAUUAGCAGGAUCAAUGGUUUGAAGCUUUUAGGAAGGACCAGAAGGUAUGUCUAAAAAAGAUCGAAAAUGCGUGCAAAGAUAUCCACGGCAAUCAAAUUCAAAAUGUCACCUUAUAUUACC
Messenger RNA from Hymenoscyphus albidus, 1851 nucleotides. The record is from the annotation of a GenBank genome assembly. Lineage: Eukaryota; Fungi; Ascomycota; Leotiomycetes; Helotiales; Helotiaceae.